AAUCAUUUCCUCCGUUGCUUCCGAGCCGCCAAAUGUCGCACUCGGAAACCAUCGGGUGACUCUUCUCCAAGGCCACUGCCACUUCCCAAAAAUCCAAAAAUCUGAAUCAUCUGCUUGAAGAGGUACCAGAAAAUCAUACGUUAGCAAAGCGGAAGGCUCUCAUACGGGACGAGUAUCGUUGCAUGCUCACCGGCGUGUACGACGCAAGCUCCGUCGAAUCUAUGCCUCAUAUCCUUGCAGCGAACGCACCCAACGAUAUCGGCGAGACUGUGGCCGCCCACAUUCUCCAGAUUCCACCAAUAUCCAUCAAGCCCUGCAAAGGUGUGGUCUCUCAAUCAAUCUGGCACGAAUUCGCACACUGCCCGUUCACAGCACAACUAUGCCGCUACGGUAUUGGGUGCCAUGGCGCGGACACGCCAAACACAUACACGCCCAAAUCUACACUCCCGAUGUAUCGGCAGCGUAUAUACCAACGAACGUCACUUUACGACCCCGGAUCCCGGAGUCUUCCACUGCCUGCUCGUGUGGCACAUCUUUCGGGCGCAGGGGAGUAUAUUGAGAAGAUGUCGAGUGAGAUGGAAGAGACCAGUGUGUUGUCCAACGAUGGCUCUUCCGCACAUUUAUUAGCGGCGGCACUGCACGAUAUUUCAGUAGAUUGACU
Messenger RNA from Fomitopsis serialis, 661 nucleotides. RefSeq lists its product as uncharacterized. Bases 183 to 659 code for a protein of 158 amino acids. The transcript has 5 exons. The record is from RefSeq and is a predicted model, not a curated record. NCBI's taxonomy places the organism in Eukaryota, Fungi, Basidiomycota, Agaricomycetes, Polyporales, Fomitopsidaceae.